Molecule: messenger RNA, 3225 nt
Organism: Tachysurus vachellii
Lineage: Eukaryota; Metazoa; Chordata; Actinopteri; Siluriformes; Bagridae
Gene: ift54
Product: TNF receptor-associated factor 3 interacting protein 1
Exons: 15
Coding region: 138-2048 (636 amino acids)
Biological process (GO): regulation of microtubule cytoskeleton organization; cilium assembly; intraciliary transport
Cellular component (GO): ciliary basal body; centrosome; intraciliary transport particle B
Molecular function (GO): microtubule binding
Source: RefSeq, a predicted model, not a curated record
UGCAGCGCAGUGGAGCAUUGUGGGAUUAUACGGAUAUUGACAGGGCAACGAGACGAGACGGUUUGGUGUGAUUCGGAAUCUUUUAUUUUCUUCAUAAACAUUAUCCAUACAGGGACGUUAAGCUUCAGCAGCAAACGAUGAACGGAUCAGUGGCUAAAAAGACGCAGGAAACUUUAGGGAAGGUGAUAAAGAAACCUCCUCUGACUGAAAAACUGCUCAGCAAGCCGCCUUUUCGUUACCUGCACGACAUAGUGAGCGAGGUAAUUCGCACCACUGGCUUCAUGAAAGGCCUUUAUGGAGAAGCAGAGAUGAAGGCAGACAAUGUCAAGGAUAAAGAGUCAAAGAUAGCGUUCCUCCAGAAAGCCAUAGACGUUGUGAUGCUAGUGAGCGGGGAACCCGUGGCUGCAAAGCCUGCGCGGAUAGUGGCCGGCCAUGAACCGGAGAAAACCAACGAGCUGCUCCAGACCAUUGGCAAAUGCUGCCUCAACAAGCUCUCCAGCGAAGAGGCUGUUAGACAUGUCCUGGCUGGAGAUAAAGUGGACCUAAAGGGGAAAGCCAGCACCUCCAGGUCCCAGGGCAAAGAGAACAGAGAAGAGAAGAUCAAAGAGAGCAGUGUGAGCACUGAGCAGAAAGACUUGGACCAACCCAAGGAUCAGGAGAGCAAGAGGAGGAGCGAGAAAGAGAAACACAGAGAUGGCGAGAGGACCGAGAAAGCCCGGGAGAGAGACAGGACAAAGGACAGAGAUCGGGAUAAAGACAAAAGUCGCGAUCGGGAUAAAGAAAAGGUCAGAGUGGGAGAGGGGGAUAAAGACCAUGACAGAGACAACAAGAAGGACCGAUAUAGAGGCAGAGACCAGGAGAAGACCCAGGAUGGAGAUAGAGAUAGGACCAAGGACAGAGAACGGGACAAAAACAGAGAUCGAGACUCCCACAAAGACAGAGAACGAGCGCGGGACAAAGACAGAGAGCGUGAGCGGGACAAGCGAAGAGACCGAGAGAGAGAGCGAGCGCUUAAGAAGGAGACCGAAGAAAAGAAAAAAGAGAAAGCAGAAAAAAAAACCCGAACUGCAGAGGAAGUGAACAAGCAAAAACCUCCCCCAGAGGAGCUGAAUCACAAAGCCGAGUCAGAGGAGACUGAAAGUCCUGCCAGAAUACCCAGGCCCUCUUCUGCAAAGGGACAGAGACGCCGGCCUAAAUCUGGAGCGCAAGACGAUUCAGAUAGUGAUGGAGGCGACAACACUACAGUGGAUAAACCACUUCAUCUUGAAAAUGGAGAUGCUUCAGAUGCUUUGGCACAAAAUGCGUCCCACAGCAGCAGCAACAGGAGAAUAGCACGGCCCAGUAGUUCGAGACCGGCACCGCCCCGAGUGAGGAGGCAUGAGAGCUACACUGACGCAAGCCCAGCAGAGAGACUGGGCAGUGCUAAGCCUCCCUCUGCAGUGAUUGUUGAAAGCAAAAAGCUCUCGGAGGAUGAGGACGAUGAAGACGGACAGUUUGUUGUGGAGGAGGCAGGUCCUCUUCCCUCUGACAUGAAUGAGAUUGCGAUGGGGCCAUCAAUUGAGUUACAAGGUGAUGAGAAACACGGUGGGCUUGUGAAGAAAAUCCUGGAAACUAAGAAGGAUUAUGAAUCAUCACCCUCAGCUCCAAAGUCAAAAGACCAGGAUCGGAUGCCAGUGUUGGAGGCGGCUCGUAAGAAGGAGCGCGAGUUAGUGGCCAGAGAGAUCGAGCGUCUUCGGACGUCCGUUCAGAGCGUGUGUCGUAGUGCUCUGCCGUUAGGUAAGAUCAUGGACUACAUUCAGGAGGACAUGGACUCCAUGCAGAACGAGCUGCAGACCUGGAGACGUGAGAACAGAGAACACACAGAGGCCCUGCUGCAGGAACAGAGGAUCACUGACAGUACUGUGAAGCCCCUGAAGGCUGAACUGGCCGAACUGGAGCAGCUCAUCAUGGAACAGCAGGACAAGAUCUGUGCCAUCAAGUCUAACAUCCUCCAGAACGAGGAAAAGAUUCGAAAGAUGGUGUCCAGCAUCAACGUCUCACAAACGUGAACGAAAGAGCAACACAAAGCCUCGUACACCUGUACACACAGGAGCGCGGCAUUCCCCGCUCCCUAACGGUGCGGCGGUGUGUUUUGAUGUAAAAACCGGAGCGAAGUGGUACAAAUCAUAAAAAGGUGCCUUCUGUCGAUACCUGAAUCUGUUCUGAAAGAAACAAACAAACAACAAAAUAGAAACACUCCUGCACUGUGUUAAUCCCUGCACAUAGAUUUGCACACAUGGUUUGAUUGAGAAAUAGAUGUUUGGUCACAGUGAUAUCGAUGUGGUGUAUGAGUUUGUCUACAAAAAAGUUUCAUUUCCGUUGACAUGUUUUUAUUUCUUUUUUUUGUAAUUUGAAUCUUCUCCAGAUUCCUGUUUAUUUAUAGUAAUAAGAGAAACGUUCCUGGCAAUAUCUAAGACUUUACUGCUUUUCAGGUGUACUGUAAUCUCUCUACUCUCCAAAGCUUGUCUUAAGCAAUAGCAGCCUGCUUUCUGGACAGAUCCUACUAACCAUUGUUUUUAGUCCAAACCACAGCAUUCCCAGCUUCCUGUUUUUAUUUUAAUUUGUAUAUUUUUUCCCUUCUCCACCACUCUGUCCGGGGAAACCAGCACAUAAUGUUAGCAGUUGAAAGGUAUGCAUGCCAAAAGCGCUAGUCGAGCACUACUGCACUUUGAACAGGAAAACUGUGACUGAAUGCGUCUGCGUGAGCAGAAACCUGUCGAGCUACAGCACAAAGACCUUUUCAAAAUAAUCUCUGCUUCUGUUUUAAUGGGUUAAAAUGCCUGUAUUUUCAUCUCUAACUUUAUCCCGGUUGUAGGCUGAUUAGAAACAGACAUGUUGGGUUCAUGGCAUGAGAUUUAAGAACAGCAAAAAAUAAAACCAAAACAAACAGAAGCAGAAAUCUUUCUGAAUAAUCUUCAACCUCCAUCUUUAAUCACUGCAUAAUAUUAAUUAUAUCGCAUCAGUAUUAUUAGCCAUAGCAUAAAUACAAAUUGUAGCACUGUUGCUAAUAGUUGUUUUUCAUCUAAAGAUUGAUUAUGAAGGAUUUACUUUCAAACGAUCAGUGCAAACUGUUUCUACCACAUCCAUAUCGUCUCUGUAUAAUAUGUAUAUUUUGUUUGUAUCAUAGUUCACAAAUGACUAUAACUUUUGUAGUGGAGUGAAAUAAAUGGCUACAUUUAAGUAAAA